AUGAGGACCCUUUCAUGCAAUGUCAGGGGCUGCAAUGCCCCUGACAAGAUACGCUUGAUCAAGCAAUGCAUUGAUCAAGUGCGACCGGACAUCUUUCUCUUACAAGAAACAAAGAUCAAAGAUGAAGAUGUUAGUUCUUUUUCUAAGAAAUUUCAAUCAUGGAAAUGUAGUUUGGUGGGAGCGCAAGGUGCAUCUGGAGGCCUUGCAGCUCUUUGGAAGGAAUCAGUAGUAGAGGUGUUUGUUGUUAGGGCCACUCGGUGGUGGCAAUGGCUGAAGAUAAAAUCAAUGCAGCUUCAGAUAAGUUUCUUCCUCAUAAACAUAUAUGGACCUAACAACACAAAUAUGAAAAUGCAAGUAUGGAGUGAGCUGUCAGAAAUAUUGAGAAAUGACAAGAACUUAUUUAUUUUGGGAGGAGAUUUCAAUGCUCUGCUUCGGCCUUUAGACAAAAUGAGGGGAGUGGGCUGGAACAGGCAGAGCCAAAGAGACUUCAGCUCCUUUGUUAUAAGCUCGAGUCUAAUUGAAAUUCCUUUCAAAACAGGGGAUUUCACUUGGACCAAUAGGAGGAGUGGCUUCCUAAAUAUCGCUAAAAGGUUAGAUAGGUUUUUUAUAGCUGGAGAUUGGACAAAGAGCCAUUGGACCUGCGAAGCGGAGAUUUUACCUAUCACGGGAUCAAACCAUCAUCCCAUAUGCCUGAGAAUUCAAGAUGACAGUGCUCCAGAGAGAUGUCCUUUCAAAUUUGAGGCAAUGUGGCUUCAGGAUGGUAACAUCAGAAACCUUGUUGAACAAUGGUGGAAACACAAGCCGGUUAAUCCAAGUAAUAAAGCUUUCACUUUUUUCAAAAAAAUCUAG
Cryptomeria japonica (Japanese cedar) is the source of this 849-nucleotide messenger RNA. RefSeq lists its product as uncharacterized. Gene Ontology annotation, molecular function: endonuclease activity; DNA binding. The transcript has a single exon. Gene Ontology annotation, biological process: DNA repair. NCBI's taxonomy places the organism in Eukaryota, Viridiplantae, Streptophyta, Pinopsida, Cupressales, Cupressaceae. Bases 1 to 849 code for a protein of 282 amino acids. The record is from RefSeq and is a predicted model, not a curated record.